AUGGACAGUGAACUUAAAUAACUUGAGGCUCAGCCUUAAUAAAUGUGGGAUUAUUUCAGUCUUGAUUCCAAAUACUCAGAACUUGGUUUCUCAACCAGAGCUAUCCAUUGUGGCAAUGAGCCUGAUGGCAAAUUUGGAGGAGUCUCACCAGCAAUUGAUCUCUCUACUACAUAUGCUCAACCAUAUCCCGGUCAGCCAAUGUGCUUCGACUAUGCAAGAUGUGGAAACCCUACUAGACUUGCUCUUGAGAGAAAUCUUGCUUCACUUGAGAAUGCUAAAUACGCCUUCGCCUUAAACAGUGGAAUGUCUGCUUGUGUUACAAUCAUGCAGCUACUUACUCAAGGCGAGCAUGUCCUUUGCAUUGAUGAUGUGUAUGGUGGAACUUAGAGAUAUCUCAGAAAGAUUCUGACUGAAAAGCAAGGAAUAGAACUCAGCAUGAUUGAUUUUGGAAAUCUCGAUGAUGUAAGAGCUGCCAUUAAGCCAAACACAAGGAUCGUCUGGGCAGAGACCCCAACGAAUCCAACUCUAAAGAUUUGUGAUAUUGCCGCUGUAGCCGAAAUAUGCAAAGAAAAAGGUGUAAUGUUCGUAGUUGAUAACACCUUCAUGUCACCUUAUCUUCAGGUAUUUUAUCUUAAACAUUAAUACUAAAAAUAGAAUCCUCUUAACCUUGGUGCCACCAUAGUAGUUCACUCAAUUACCAAGUAUAUUGGAGGUCACUCAGAUGUUGUUAUGGGCUGCAUCUGCCUUAAUGACAAGGAACUUUACGACAAAUUGUUCUUUUCCAUGAAAUCAAUUGGAUCUGGUGCUUCCCCUUUUGACUGCUAUCUUGCAUUGAGAGGUAGCAAGACCCUCGCUAUUAGAAUGGAAAGAGCCAUGUAAAAUGCACAAUAAAUUGCAGAGUACCUUGAGAGCCAUGAGAAAGUAGAAAAAGUAAUUUAUCCAGGUCUCUAAUCUCAUCCAUAAUAUGAAUUAACAAAGAGGUAAUCAAGAGGUCCAGGAGCAAUGAUUUCUUUCUAUAUUAAAGGAGACAUUAAAACAGCUGAGAGAUUCCUUAGAGCAGUCAAGAUCUUCACUUUGGCUGAAUCACUUGGAGGAGUCGAGAGUUUGAUUGAGAACCCAGCUUUGAUGACUCACUUCUCUGUCCCUCCAGAACAAAGAAAAAUCCUUGGAAUCGAUGAUAACUUCAUCAGAAUAUCUACUGGUAUUGAAGAUUUGAAGGAUCUUAAGGAUGACAUCAAAUAAGCUCUUGAAAAAGCAUGA
Messenger RNA from Stylonychia lemnae, 1260 nucleotides. The record is from the annotation of a GenBank genome assembly. NCBI's taxonomy places the organism in Eukaryota, Ciliophora, Spirotrichea, Sporadotrichida, Oxytrichidae.